Molecule: messenger RNA, 1258 nt
Organism: Botrytis cinerea B05.10
Lineage: Eukaryota; Fungi; Ascomycota; Leotiomycetes; Helotiales; Sclerotiniaceae
Exons: 2
Coding region: 304-1224 (306 amino acids)
Molecular function (GO): nickel cation binding
Source: RefSeq, a predicted model, not a curated record
GCGAGUGUGCAUAAGGUUUUGUGGAGAUUGUUUGGUAUGAGUGAGAUUUAACCAGGCUUUACGGUAAAGUUCGACCAAUAAUCGAAAUCAGUCAGAUCUUAUUAGAAGUGCUUCUUUGAAUUAAUUUCCAAAGUCGUUCGAGAGAUGAAACAUUGACAAACGGCUGGAUCCGUUGGAUUUAUAACCUAGUCUCCACCACAGCCACACUUUAAAAUAUGCUUAAAGCCACUUCUGAUUUGUUACUUGAUAUGGUUAUCGGCACGCACUUCAACCACACAUGUUAUCUGGCGGAAUGAUAUCCCAAUGAGUCUUCAAGUGGAGUCUCAGGAUAUAGGGAGUGAAUCUCGGGAUAUAGAGGAUGAGAUUCACGAACUGGAAAAGAAACUAGCAGCUGCAAAAGCCCGAUUAGGCGAUCGAACUUCAUCCUCUCCACCAUCUAAAAAUAGAGAUCCGAUUGCUAUCGAUAAUGUCCUCUCUCCCCAGUCCAACCAUUUCCUUCUCCUCCUCUCCGAUUCUGCCCUCCCACUCGGUUCAUUCGCCUUCAGUAGUGGUCUAGAAUCCUACCUCGCGCACACAAAGCCCAGAUCGUCAUUCCCGGAUUUCUUGGCCUUCUCACUGUCUUCCUAUGCAUCUACCACUCUCCCAUUCGUACUCGCUGCGCAUCGAAACCCAAGAGAUUUGGUUGAUCUAGAUGAUGCUCAAGAUGCAUCGAUCAUGUGCACCGUAGGAAGACGUGCUUCGAUUGCGCAGGGAAGAGCUUUGUUGUCUAUCUGGGAUCGAUCAUUUUCCUCUGCUUUGUCUACAGGGUUGACUACUUCCGCUCCGGUCGAUGGGGUUGAUACAUUGAAGGAAUUCUCCAUGCUGUUGAAAUCUAUAUCUUCCGCACCUAAAACUACAUCUGGAGAAAUACCGCCCGUAUCAGCUCAUCUUGCUCCUUUGUUUGGCGCCAUUACAUCGACUGUAGGAAUGAGUCUAGAACAAACAGCUUAUGUAUUUAUGUUAAGUCAUGUGAAAGCAUUGCUUUCGGCUGCGGUGAGAGCCAGUAUGUUUGGACCCUACCAUGCUCAGAAGGUUUUGGCGAGUGGAGAAGUGCAAAUAGGAAUCAAAGAAGCUAUUGAGAGGGAAUGGAAUACCAAGGUUGAAGAUGCGGGUCAAAGUGUACCGGUUAUGGAUCUAUGGAUUGGAAGGCAUGAAAUGUUGUAUUCGAGAAUUUUCAAUAGCUGAUGGUUGUAUAAUUACAUUAUGAGAUACGAGUAUA